CUGCUUUUCUCUCCUCCAAAACCCGUUUUAAUGACCGCCGAAACCACCCUCCAUGGGCUCCAGCAGCAGCUUUCAAGCAUUGCCACGCCAUUCAGCCAAGACUAUUUGAAGACAAUUCGCACCGUCUUGAUCCAAAAGACUCUCGGCCCACCGUCGAACCUCGCACUGCCAGCGGACGCGGCGACGACAUUCUUCACACAGCUCCUCGCGACCGUCAACGAUCCCGCAAUAUCGCAGCCGCACCGUGCGCUAGCCGCCGAAACCGUUUCCGUAUGGCUCAUCCGCACGCGAGCGCACGACAGCCUCCGCGCGCCGUUCCCCGCCGCACUCGGAAAGCUCGGCGAUGUGUUCCUGGCGCACUUCGAUGACGCGACUUCGCUGUUGGCGAAGGCUCUGAAGGAUCUACUGGCGAAUGUGCUGGCGCUUGCGACCCGGUUAGGUGUGGCGGAAGAGGUGUUGGACUCGCUGGCGACGAAGGGGCUAGCCGGCGUGUCGGUCGGCGAGGGAAGGAAGGGUGCGUACUAUGCGCUCGAUCUGGCGGUCCGGAAGGGGGUCGGCGCGGCUUCCGUCUUUGAGAGAGCCGGUGGUGCCCAGAAGCUGGUAAGGCGGCUGUUGGCGAAUCUGGUGGAUCGGGACCGUGCACCUUCGAUCGGGAAGCUGGUGGUUGGUCUGUUGAAGGCGAGGCGAAAGGAGUUGGGUGAUGGGAAGGGGGAGCAGGAAUGGAUGCAUAUCUGGGAAGCGCCGCUGAGGGAUGCUAUGAGGAGCGAGGAAUUGAGACAUCGGGUGGUGACCUACGUUCUGUUAGGGGUGAUGGGACUCAGCGCCGAAUGUUUCCGGAUAUUCUUGGAAGGGUUCGGACUCGAUCAACAUGGAAAUCUCAAGGACAUGGGGGAUAGCGAUUUAGGGGCACUAUUAUGCUGCUUGAAGGCAGGGAAGGAGCUUGGGUUCGUAGGGGAGAUUGGUGAUGCGGAUGCCACUGCACCCACAACUACAAAAGCCCCUACGAUACGAUUGCAGCCAGACCUGGUAACACCACUUCUCGGCCACGCUUAUGCGCAUAUCCGACUCUCCGCCUUUAAUCUUGUCAUUCAAUCCACAUCGAUCACUCGGCCGUUCACUCACGAAGCACUCGCUCUCCUCGAGUCUGCCCUACCUCCCCUCUUCGUGGAGUCGGAUGCCGAAACUCGAGAUCAAAUCAUCGGUGGUCUCCGCAGUUUGAUUGAGCGCCUUGCCCAGUCCACUUACUCUUGCGAGAAGGAGCUCAGGAACGUGCAGCUGAAACUGCGGUCCGGCCAUCGACCUUCAAAAGACGACAUCCACAACAUGAUACAACUGGAUUCGCGGAUACGCGAUGCAAGCAAUUUCUGUGAAUCGUAUAUCAACUUCCUCGAAACGCUGUUAUGGCCGGGUGCAAACUAUCAACGUUGCAUUAUGGGGUUGCGUGCCAUGUCAUUUCUGAUCCGCUCGGGCGUGGAUGCUUCGUUGGCAGAAUCCACAUUUUCAGCUUUACCCGGAAAUGGAUCUAUCGCGUCCGACGGGGAACCUUUUAAGAAAGGAGUCUUCAAGUGGCCGGCAUUCUCGCAGAAAUUCCGUGUGUUUACCCCUGGAAUCAAGACUCUACUUCUGGAGGUCAUGUCGAAUGCGUUCGAAGAUGUCCGCAUCAUGUCUUCGGAGCUUCUACGGUUCGACAUCAGGUGGGAUAAGUCCAUCCUAAUACCUUUCUUGGAGCGUGGCAUGAAGGCUAUGAAUGAGAGCGGACGACUGCGAGACUCCGACGGCGUGGCUAGAACUGUGUCUCUGAUCUUUGACCUGGUGAAGAGAGGAGAUAUUUUCUUCGAGGAGGGCGAGAUGAUCCGGGGCUCCCCGAUAGGACAGGGACACAUCGGCAUUGUCACGUGGUUGCUCGGUGUGAUCGAGAAAGAUUAUCUUGCCAUGGCGAGCGAGGAUUUAUCGCGUGCGGUCAGGGAAAGGCCUGUCCAUGGACUAUUUGAGUCUCUAGGAAUGGUCUUGCGAGGUGUCUACCGCACAAAUCUCUCAGAGGAAUCUGUGCAGCUGCAGAAAGAAGUGCACGAGCGAGUAUUCAGGACUUGCGAGGAAAUCUGGAGACUGACUAAAGCACCCCUAUGCUUCCAAUCGCCGGAGGGCUACGUACCGAGUGAGAUGGACGAGGAAGACGAGGAUAUGAAUACACAGACGUUAAUGUCGUAUUCGUGGAGGGCUGUUAAGGAGUCAUCCGAGCUCCUGGGCUUGAUGCUUGGAGAAGCGCCGUUACCAACUCUCAACUCCAUGGAUUUUGAAAGAGGAGGCAAUCUGUUGCUACAGCAACUGGGUGACAUCCGCCAUCGGGGUGCCUUUUCCGCUGUGGCGCCGUCUUUCGCUGCCUUAUGCACACGGUGCUUCAAAUCUACGGAUUCUGCACUGGAGGAACUUCCCAAAACAUGGCUUGCCAACAACCUCGAUUCCAUCAUGGAGAAGUCCAGCGUCAUCACACGCCGCUCCGCUGGCCUACCAUCGCUGAUCGUGGGCGUACUUGCUUCCGAACCUAAUCCCGAUCGCCCACUGCUUUCGAGCACGUUUGCCCGCCUCCUCGAGAUCGCAACCCUCCCGGCGGCUGUGAGCAAGGACGGAGACAAGGUGGACCUCCCGCAGGUCCACGCUCUAAAUUGCAUCAAGUUCCUGUUUACAGAUGCUCGGGUAUCGCAAGUAGUCGUACCCUACAUCGGGGUGGGGCUGGAAGUCGCCGUCUCCUGCUUCGGCUCUGAGGUCUGGGCGAUCCGCAACUGCGGUGUGAUGUUGUUCACGUCACUCACAAACCGGCUCUUUGGACUGCGGAAGAGCAGGAACGAUUAUCACAGCAACUUUACUACUCGUUCGUUCUUUGAGAAAUAUGCGGCGGUGCGUUCCGUUUUGUUGAAUAAUCUCCAGGAGAAGGUGGGGGGACUGGAGCGUGGGGAGGCUUCCUCUGUUGAGAUGGUUUAUCCUGCGCUUUCUCUCAUUGCUCGGAUGGAGGUGGAUCCCGAGUACGAGGGCAUGGAAGAGUUCCGUGGGUUAGUAUUGGAAUGCAUGCGAUCGCGCAUUUGGAAGGUCCGUGAGAUGGCCGCAAGGGCGUACACUGCGCUUGUGGGACCGGGCCAAGUCUUGAAUGUCAUAGCUGAGUUGAUGGCUGUCGGUACAGAGAAGCAGAACGUUCUGCAUGGCAACUUGUGUGCAGUCCGGGCAUUGUUGGAACGAAGGGUCGGACAGGCUGUUCUCGAGGAAGUUGAGCCUGGAUCUGUCUGGAAGAGCAUCGGUGGUGUGUUCCAGGAAACGUUUGAUUGCUUGGUAGUGAGGAAUCGAAGUGCGGUCACCAAGGCUGUGAUGAUGCACAUUUUAACAGCACAUGCCGUCGAUAUUCUUGGAGAUGCGGACCACGCCGGACUCGCGGAGUGCAUCGGGAGUUACAUACUCCGGUGCGAUGUAUCCGAAGAGUGCAACCAAUCUUCUGUGAUUGGGCGCUCAUUUUUGAAGGAGCAUUUAGUUUCGUUCCAUCUUACUUAUACCCGCCUUCUACAGCAUGCGCCAGACCAGUUCUCCGAGGCGCUUAAUGGCCUUCUACUUUGCGCCGACGAAGAAAUCAAUCUCUACACAGUCAACUUUAUUUUAGCUUUGGAGAAAUUGCCGGAAAUGACCACAGUAUCCAAAGAGACUAUGCGGCAGCAACUCUGGAAUAUGGUAGCAAAUCACCAGUGGGACUUGGUGGUCGCCAGGGCUCUCACUCUACUGCAUCGUUGGUACACCGAGUACGACGACUGUGUCGAUGGGUUGACAGAUAUGACGGACGCUGUGGCGUCGUUGAUGGCCAUGGUUCGAACCCCACGGACAGAACCAAUCAAGGAAGCCUCACUCUCCCUUCUUGGCCCACUGAUCGCCAAAAUCCCUGCCGAGAAACGCGAAGAACCACUGCGAACACUCCUCGCCGAGCUAUCUAAAUUUUCGCAAGAAGAGCCAUUCACAACACGUCUAGCAGCUUUGACAUGCCUCGCCUCGCUUGCCCCGCUUCUCAAACUCUCCGGGGAACCAGACGAGAGCCUGAUCUCUUCAUACGUCCUACUGUUCGAUUUUCUCAACGAUGACGACGACGAGAUUCGCCUCGCGGCGUCGCGCAUCGCAAAGACUGUCCUUCCCGGAGAACAGAUUCUGUUGCUGCCCCAGGUUGCCGCGCGAAAUCUCACCCUCGCGCUGCGAAGAGCUUUCCCUACGUCUCAAAUCCUCCUGCGGGAAGCAAUGGAGCGAGUCACAGGUGUCAGGGGAGACAUCUCGGCUGCGGCGGCGAGAACCGCAUGGGAACAGGCGACAAAGCGCGAUACAAUUCUGUUCCGCAGGGAGAAACAGAAUCUGUGGGUAGAUACUAAGGAGGUCGUGCAAGUGUGGGGCUUGGUGGCGCAGUUGCUUGUGGCUAGGGGCGGAAGUGUGGAGGGCCUGAAGGAUUGGUUGGAGGCGGCGAAGGAGUGUGUGGGAAGUAUGGAGGGCAGGGACGAACCUGGUGGAUUGAAAAGUGAAGAGGAGGUUGCGGUGUUUGUGGAGAGGGUUGAGAUUGUGGGGAGGAUUUGUGGAUAGACGGAUGGAUACCCGAGCCCAUAGACAAGUACAUGAGUACAUGAUAACAUACGAGGUAAGCGUUAGAGGAAAUUCAGAUCAAUUUCGUUUAAAGUUGCUAUGACGUGAAGGGAGCAAACCUGAUACUUCAAGAUGGUCAUACGGUGAUGCAUUGUGAAACAAAGUCU
Tricharina praecox is the source of this 4763-nucleotide messenger RNA. Its product is annotated as putative death-receptor fusion protein-domain-containing protein. Gene Ontology annotation, biological process: tRNA methylation. The record is from RefSeq and is a predicted model, not a curated record. Gene Ontology annotation, cellular component: cytosol. The transcript is spliced from 4 exons. Lineage: Eukaryota; Fungi; Ascomycota; Pezizomycetes; Pezizales; Pyronemataceae. The coding region runs from base 31 to 4596 and encodes 1521 amino acids.